AUGGCCGAAGAUGGCGAACAGGAAAGUGAAGUGGUAAUACCGAAAAGGCAAGGACUUGGGAGGCGAGCACUGGAAAAUAGUGCUUUGCAGAGGUCGCUCACGCCAUCGGGAUCAGGUGGCCAGCUUCCAAUCAGGGUUGGCCCAGAACAAGAUCGGCCAAGUUACAGCAAUGAAUAUUUGAAGGAGCUUCGAAAUUCAACGCCUUCAACACCAAAGAAUGCCACCGACGACGAUAACGAGAAGACUAUUGAUGUUGCAGCCAAGUUCGGCGAGGUUAUGAAAGUCACAGCGCCGGCCGCCAUUCCCAGCGAAGCGGAGAUUAGAGAGAAAAAAGAAAGAAGAGCACGCUUGGCCAAAGAACAGCAGUAUGGAAUCUCAACAGAGAAGGACUUUAUCUCAUUGGAUGAUACUAUGGAGGAUGAAGAAUGGGACUCGAAAAAUGAAAAAGAGGACCUAAGGGACACUCGGCUGAUCCGUGAUGAUGAGGAUUUCGCAGAGGGCUUCGACGAGUUUGUGGAGGAUGGACGCAUAUCUCUGGGGAGAAAAGCCGAGCGCGAGAGGGCCAAAAAGCAGCGUGAAGAAAUGCGAGAGCUCAUCGAAGAUGCCGAAGGGGAUUCGGACGAGGACGACUCGGACUUAGAAGAAAAGGCUGCUUACGAAGCCGCCCAAACAAGGGCUGCCAUGGGCCACAGCGGCAAAGACUAUACAGAUCGACCAAAGACUCCUCCCAAAAUGACCUCACUUCCACGCCUAUCAACCUGUCUUGACCGAUUACGCACAACCCUGGCCGUCAUGGAAAAGUCGAAAACCCAAAUGAUUGAUCGAAUGGAAGAACUAAGAAAGGAAAAGGCCGACAUAGCUGUGCGAGAAGUAGAGAUUCAGGCUUUAAUCAAAGAAGCUGGGGAUAACUACGAGAAACUCAAACAAGAAGCUGGGCGCACUCCUGGCUCUGACGAGGAUACAGCUGCCGAACGAGGAUUGGAGAGUAUUGGCAAUUCCAUGGCAGUAUCAACAGGAAAUUCCGAGGACGAGUCGUGA
Messenger RNA from Aspergillus oryzae RIB40, 1038 nucleotides. RefSeq lists its product as uncharacterized. Gene Ontology annotation, biological process: spliceosomal complex disassembly; mRNA splicing, via spliceosome. Bases 1 to 1038 code for a protein of 345 amino acids. Gene Ontology annotation, cellular component: U2-type post-mRNA release spliceosomal complex; nucleus. Gene Ontology annotation, molecular function: DNA binding. Lineage: Eukaryota; Fungi; Ascomycota; Eurotiomycetes; Eurotiales; Aspergillaceae. The transcript has a single exon. The record is from RefSeq and is a predicted model, not a curated record.